AUGACCAUCAUACAUAUUGUCUUCUUCGAGUGGAAGUCAACUGCAAGUCACGCUCAAGUAGAGGAAGCAUGCAGUCGUAUGCUCGCAUUGCAAGAUAAGUGCUUGAGUGCAAGUUCUCAGAAGCCGUACAUCAAGUCCUUCUCAGGUGGGAGGAACAACAGCAACGAAGGCCAUGCAAGCCCCUUCACACAUGGCUUCGUAGUAGAGUUUGAGAGCGAACAAGAUCGAGACUACUACGUGAGCAAGGACCCCGCGCAUCAAGACUUUAUCAAGUUUGCUGGAGAGCUGCUGCAGAAUGUGAAGGUGCUAGACUAUGAGCCUGGAAAGCUGUAG
Ascochyta rabiei is the source of this 333-nucleotide messenger RNA. RefSeq lists its product as uncharacterized. The record is from RefSeq and is a predicted model, not a curated record. Lineage: Eukaryota; Fungi; Ascomycota; Dothideomycetes; Pleosporales; Didymellaceae. The coding region runs from base 1 to 333 and encodes 110 amino acids. The transcript has 3 exons.